Molecule: messenger RNA, 1368 nt
Organism: Candidozyma duobushaemuli
Lineage: Eukaryota; Fungi; Ascomycota; Pichiomycetes; Serinales; Metschnikowiaceae
Product: Zn(II)2Cys6 transcription factor
Exons: 1
Coding region: 1-1368 (455 amino acids)
Biological process (GO): positive regulation of transcription by RNA polymerase II
Cellular component (GO): nucleus
Molecular function (GO): sequence-specific DNA binding; zinc ion binding; DNA-binding transcription factor activity, RNA polymerase II-specific
Source: RefSeq, a predicted model, not a curated record
AUGUCUGAUGUCGACGAAAAACAGCCCCAGGACCUGAAGGAGCCAAGCAUCGGCCCUGAAAACAGACAAAGCAUGGUCUCUGAUGUUCCCCAGUCUUUCGAUGGUCUUCCUCCUUUGAAAUCCUACGACACCGCCUACCCGCCACUUAAUCAAUACUCCAGCCAAAAGUCACUCCAACCGUUAGGCCACAGAAAACAUUCAGCAUGGCUGGCCUCCGCUACCCCAGUGUCUCAACAAGUGUCCCAUCCAGUACAAGCACCCACUCCAGGAGGACCAGGCCCUCUAGGCCACGUUAUGUACGGAGCUCCUGCUCUUCCGUACGGUGCUUAUAAUUAUAAUUCCGGUAAUCCAGGUUAUGCCACUCCUGGUUUCCCAGACAUGCCCCACCAACCCCAUUCCAAUGUCCACACCAACGCUAAUACUAAUACAAAUGGCAAUGCCAAUGGCGGUGAAACUAAUGCCGUUCCUCCACCCGGUGGCCCAGAAAAGGCUCGUCUUAGAGUCAACAAAGCCUGUGAUCGUUGCCGUACACACAAGGUCAAAUGCAGCGGAUCACAGCCAUGUACCAACUGCGUGAAACACAGCGUCGAAUGUGUUUUCAGAACCGCAGGCCAACCAGCCACUAACAACUUGGCCGGUGUCUCAACAUCCUCCGCUGCAAGCCAUGACGGACUUGCUCCAGCUAGUGAAAUGUCUAUUCCUGACUACCUGGCGCCUCCUAGAAAGAAGCUGAGAUCUGCGUUCUCACCAGAUCCGUUUCCUAAUCACAGUGAAAAACACGCUAAUGCACCAUCAACGCCUAAUUACCACUCUCAUGCGUUGCCUGUGGUGCAGAAAAACUACUCCGACCCAUCAUACACAGCUUACUUAGAGAAUCGAGUGCACUACCUCGAGAACUUACUCUCUGACCACCUGAAUGGGCAUAUCAAGAACGUUGGUAGAAUCAACCCAGAUACCUCGGAUGUGGCAGACUUGAUGCGUCAUACAGCGUCCAAGUGGAGGUCAAGCAGAAGACAUCAAAACGCUUUGGUCAUUGAAUUGUGCAAGGCAUUGUACGAAGGUCUUGAUCCCGAUGCAAAACUGAAGGUGACUGUCCCACGUACUCAGUAUUUUGGCUGGAACUUAUCCGGAUGCAACUACCUCAAGCCCGAGCCAUUGCCGCAAUUACCAGACAUUAAACUUCUCAAUGAAGCGACAAAAACGCACUAUGUUGAUUUCUUCUUCCGUGAAAUUAACCCACUUUAUGCCAUUCUACACGAAACUGUGUUUAGAGAGCAGAUUGUGGCUUUCAACAAACAGACUAAUUCAGGAGCUCCACCAACGUUACAGCUCUCUUUCAAGCCAUGCUUUGCUUGGUGUAUGCUUUGA